Theileria equi strain WA is the source of this 845-nucleotide messenger RNA. RefSeq lists its product as hypothetical. Bases 198 to 845 code for a protein of 215 amino acids. The record is from RefSeq and is a predicted model, not a curated record. The transcript has a single exon. NCBI's taxonomy places the organism in Eukaryota, Apicomplexa, Aconoidasida, Piroplasmida, Theileriidae.
AAAAUAUUUGGUGUCGAUCAGAACAAUCCAUUUGUAAAUUAGCCAAAUGAGUAGGGAUAGUGUAAUAUAAACAUACUCUAAAUUUAAGGAUUCAGGUUUACGGGAUUACAUUUAAUGGAGACCAUCUAGUAACACAUUCUCUUGAAUCUUCAUAUUGGACAGUUACAUAGGUUUAAAUCGGUAUUUUGACAUUCAUAAUGAUCGGUAAAGCUUAUUUUACACAAAUUUGGUGCCUAGUAUCGGCCUUGUUCUUCAUUUCCUACGUAACAAGAAAUGUCUCGGCCGGAUACAUUGAUGCGACCACUUAUCUCAAGCCGUAUGAACAAUUCUGCAUAUCUGAAGUUGUAGGAAAGGAUAUGUACACACACAUAACGUUUUCAGCCGCUAGCUUGGCCCCUGGAGAAGGACUCUCUGCCUUUAUCAUGGAAGAGGGGGGAGACAAACACGUAUACAAUGAAAAGGACAUUACAAAACCUGCAUCGGUUUCAUUCACAACGAUACGCGGACUAUCGGUCAUUUUUUGUAUUACAGGGCCACCAUCUGGCGCCUUUAUCACAUUUACAUUGAAAUAUGGAGCAGACGCUAGAGACUAUUCAAUCAUUGCAAAAAGCUCACAUUUAGAUCCAGUCGAUGCUCGCAUACAAAACGUCCUGGAUGAAUUUUCAGCAUUCCACAAGGCACAAAUAAUAGGAACUCAAUCCAUUGAUAAAACCAGUGUAAAGGCCACAGAAACUUAUCACCUUUUGGCCAAAUUUGCAAUAGCAAAUAGUCUCUUUGUCAUAUUCUCAACAAUAUUCUACAUUUAUUACUUUAGAAAUUUCUUUAGGUCAAAAAAACUCAUUUAA